AUGCAUGACCUGAGCCCUGCUUUGUCCACAGCCGCCCUGGGCACGCUGGACUUCAGCCUCCUCUACGACCAGGAAAACAACGCCCUCCACUGCACCAUCAGCAAGGCCAAGGGCCUGAAGCCAAUGGACCACAACGGGCUGGCGGAUCCCUAUGUCAAGCUGCACCUGCUGCCAGGAGCCAGUAAGGCAAAUAAGCUCAGAACAAAAACCCUCCGAAACACUCUGAACCCCACGUGGAACGAGACCCUCACUUACUACGGGAUCACGGACGAAGACAUGAUUCGAAAGACCCUGCGGAUCUCCGUGUGCGAUGAAGACAAAUUCCGCCACAAUGAGUUCAUCGGGGAGACACGAGUGCCCCUGAAAAAGCUGAAGCCCAACCACACCAAGACGUUCAGCAUCUGCCUGGAGAAGCAGCUGCCGGUGGACAAGACGGAAGACAAGUCCCUGGAGGAGCGGGGCCGCAUCCUCAUCUCCCUCAAGUACAGCUCGCAGAAGCAGGGCCUGCUGGUCGGCAUCGUGCGCUGCGCACACCUGGCCGCCAUGGACGCCAACGGCUACUCCGAUCCCUACGUGAAAACAUACCUGAAGCCAGAUGUGGACAAGAAAUCCAAACAUAAGACAGCAGUAAAGAAGAAGACCCUGAAUCCAGAGUUCAAUGAGGAGUUCUGUUAUGAAAUUAAGCAUGGGGACCUGGCCAAGAAGACCCUGGAAGUCACCGUUUGGGAUUAUGACAUCGGAAAAUCCAACGAUUUCAUUGGUGGUGUGGUUCUGGGCAUCAAUGCCAAGGGCGAGCGCCUGAAGCACUGGUUUGACUGUCUGAAGAACAAGGACAAGCGGAUUGAACGCUGGCACACGCUGACCAACGAACUCCCUGGGGCUGUGCUCAGCGACUGACUGGCCCCCACCUGCCGCCGCACCCACCCUUGCCUGUCACUUGGCCCAACACAGGCCUGGCCCUGGGCUUCCUCAGCUGCCACCAAGGGCCUCAGCCCCCACGUUGGGAGAGACCCAGGACACCUGCUCGGACACAGAACCACUGCAGCCCCCUCUUGGAGGCCAUGGAGGACCCAGCCACUCCGAGGGACAAGGGCUGAGGGCCUGGCCUCCUUUCAGCCCCUGGGGCCUGACAGGGCCAGAGGUUGGAGGAGAGGAACUUGGCCUCAGCACCCACCCCAGGGACAGGUAUGGGGCCAUCCAGGGGGCAAGGGCCCUACUAGAGGUACGUCACAGGAGACCUGGGCUGAGAGGACAGGAGUGCAGGGCACCUUGGGGGGGCCAGUGAGAACUGAGAGGAACACUAGGAAGAGGGGCAUGGGGGAAGAAGUUUGGAGAUAGGACGACAACCAUUCAUCUCUGGCAUUACUGGGCAGGUAGAGAAAAGUUGACCUGAGGAGCCAGGAAUCCAGUGAAGCUCCCAAUGAACGUGGGCAUUUGACAGAUGCUUCCCUUAUUUUACAAGCUUCUGGGGGUGAAUGAAACCCAGGGCGUGCCCUCAGGGAGUUCCCCCGCCUAGUCAGGGAGCUGGAAGCAAACCAUUACAACAGGGAGUGAGGAAUGCCAAGGCCAGCAGGCCCACCUGACUGCUAAGAGGGCAGGGAGGACUUCCCAGAGGAAGUCAUCCUUCAGCAGGCCUUGAAGGGUAGUGGAAUGUGUAGGCAGACAAAGGGGAAGGGCAGUGCAGGCUCUGGGAAUGGUCUGCAAAGGCCUAGAGGAGAGAGAAUAGUGAAUGGGCCAGGGGCACUAUGAGGGACUCAGGGUUUCUCUAGGGGGCAGGGUUUAUUAGGACAGGAGUGGAACCCAGCCCUGCUACAUCCGCAGCACUGGCUGCUAGGCCAGCCUGGGCUCAAAGCUGUGGGGGAAGUGAUGUUGGUGCAGGGUCAAGUUCAGUCCUCAGACCUAGUUGGCUCACCUUUGAUCACUUUCUCCUGAGGAGCACGGAGGAUAGAUCCUGCCUCUCCAUCCCAGCAUAAGCAUCAUGUCAGCUGUAAUCAGAACAGAAAAGGGUCCCUUGUUUUUCAUGAAAGGAAGCAAAAAUUCUUCCUUGUCCUCACCCUCCUCUUCCUUUCUGCUGACCCCUCCACACACCUAGUCUUCUGGGUUUGGGACUAGAUAGUGGGGGGACCCCAUUUGGUUGUCUGUACAUCCUGGCCGUACUAUGGCCACUGAUAUUCCUCUCAGGAAUACUGGGCAGCAGUCCAGAGCCUUGUUUCUGGGAAAUCUAGGAGAGAGACACCCUGCCUGUAGGCCUGUCUAUACCCUGAGUCAGGACCUCCAAAGAGGAGUUGAAGGAUUGGGGCCCAUGUCUGAAGCCCCAGACUUUUCCUGCUUAGCUAGGGGCCUUCAGGAAUCUUGGAUGAACAAGUGCAUAAUGAAGGAAUUUCUGUGUUCAACCCAUCACUGCACUAAUGGAAGAGGGAGUCCAGAGAGGGAAGUUGAUCUGCUCAAGGCCUGGCAGCCUUACCACAGCUGGGGCAGACCAGGCUCCAUGGCCCCUGUUCCACCCCCAGCCCAGAGCUCUGGACACCACACUUCAGGGGAAGUAGGGUGCUGGGCUCACACAGGAGAGGUCCUGCUAGCUGUCGGCCUAAGGCUCUCCCCUGCCUGCUGCCUACACACAAUGGUAGCAGCAGGGCUCACAGGGGUUGGCCCUUCUGCUGCAAACUCAAAGCACACCACCACCUGAGGCCUGGGGCAAUGAUGUGAAUCCCACCAAGUGCCCAUCAGCCUUUUCCCAGUUUGCAGGGAACACGGGACUCCAGCCCCCACACAGUACCUGGCAACCUUUGCCGGUCAUGGAACCUUGAUUUUCCCAUCUUUGAGAAGAAGGCUUGCGUGUGUAGAGUCUUACAUGCACGGUCUUAAUGAAUCUUCACAACCCUUGUGUCUGGGUGAGCUCUGGGUUUGUUAACUUUGCCUUUUGGAGGGCCUCAUUCAGAGGGGAAACUCGCAGCCUCUCUGUGAAAACAUGGAAAUGCUCAGUGACAAAGCUGGAAGAGGCUGUGAGUCCACCUAGUACAACUUCCUUAGAUACAUAGGGAACCUGAGGCCCAGCUGAGACAAGAACCCAGGACUCCUAGCACCCAGUCCAGGGCCCUCUACUGCCCCAGGCUGUGCAGGUGUAGACUUGGCCCUGAAAGAUGGUCCAAGCUGACCACAGGGAAGCAGGGCUUCUGCACAGCCAUCCAAAGUGGAGGGUGGGGCACUUGGGCAGGAGGGCCCCCAGGGCGUGACAGAACCUUAACCAGAACCCUGGCACUGUUCUAGACCACAUGCAGAUUGUAUCUCUGUUAGAGAAAAAGCUCUGCCUUUGACCCCAAACUGGCAUCUUUCCUCUGGUCCAUCAGAUCCACAGAGAUGGGAAAUUUGACACCAAAAAAGUCAUUCCAAAGUCAGGCGUCAGUAACCAGGGGGGUCUCCAGAUGCACAGCAUCCACCUCCACCACUGCCCUUCCUGGUCUCUGCCCCACCCACCGCCAGCACUAGCCAAUCCCCGACGGGCCCGUCUUCCAACCCUGAAGCGGUAACCUCCUGACCUCUAGUGGCGAGAGCGAGGAACUGCACCUCCGGCCCGUGCAUGUCCAGUCUUUGUUCCUUCCCAACUGAGAACCUCUCAAUGCAUGGACUCUGGCUGUCGUCGACGCAGACUCUCGUGCACUGCUUAACACUGUUUUGCUACCACGUGAUGGCUGCAGAAAUCGUCCUUAAACUGCAGCCCCACACACAACUUUUGUACUUUCAUCUGACCAACCCGGAGGUGUCCUUUUUAAGUCUUAUUUAAUAUUUAUAAUGACAUAUAAUCCAAAAUAAAUGGAAGCGCUCACUGCAA
Messenger RNA from Miniopterus natalensis, 3829 nucleotides. NCBI's taxonomy places the organism in Eukaryota, Metazoa, Chordata, Mammalia, Chiroptera, Miniopteridae. The record is from RefSeq and is a predicted model, not a curated record.